GGGACAGAAGAGAAAUAAUAAUUGUUAAGCAUAUAGUCAAUGUUUCGAUAGAGAAAAGAGGAAACGGAGCACUUCGUAGCCCUGUUAUCAGCAGAGCCAGAGCAAACACUGGGGGUACCACAAGUGAGGAAGCCCCCUGGACAGGUCCCGGCUAUGCAGUUCUGGAUUUGGUGGUGGUUCUGUAUCUGAUGCACUCCUUCAUACCAAGGACCAAACCUAAUAGGCAUGCGAUCUGCACUUGAUAGUGGGAUGGGUCCUGGGGCUCUGAUGGGAAACCAGGCAUGACAGGCAGCUGUAGUCCUCGGUUUCUAAUGCUGAGAACCUGUGGAACCGAAGGGAGCGUGCAUAGACAGCUCUACACAUUUGUUCAGUGGAUUCUAGUGGAAUCUUUCCUUGUGUGUAUUGUGAACUUUAAUUCACCCUUUGUGAGUCAAAUCAGAAGUCUCUUUGCACCUAUUGUGCUGGUUUGACCAUCAUGCUGCCUACCUUAGUAAUUCUUGUGGGGUCUUGGGCAACAAUGCAAGCUGACUUACUUUCUGACAAAAAGGUUUUACUUCUGCCACCUGUCAAUUUUACCAUUAAAGCCACUGGAUUAGCCCAAGUUCGUUUACACUGGGACCCAAAUCCUGACCAAGAGCAAAACAAUGUUGAUCUACAAUAUCAUGUGAAAAUAAAUGCUCCACAAGAAGAUGAUUAUAAUACCAGGAAGACUGACAGCAAGUAUGUGGCCCCUCUGCAUGACGGCUUUGCAGCUAGUGUGAGAAGCAUCCUAAAGAGAAGCCACAUUUUCCUGGCCAGCAGUUGGGUUUCUGCUGAACUCAAAGCUUCACCAGGGUCUUCUGGAACCUCGGUUAUGAAUUUGACGUGUGCCACAAACACUGUCGUGAGUAGUCACACCCACUUAAGGCCAUACCAAGUGUCUCUUCGCUGCACCUGGCUUGUUGGCAAGGAUGCCCCUGAAGACACACAGUACUUCCUAUACUAUAGGUUUGGUGUUUGGACUGAAGAAUGCCAAGAAUACAGCAGAGAUACACUGAACAGAAAUACUGGAUGUUGGUUUCCCAGGACGUUUAUCAACAGCAAAGGGUUUGAGCAGCUUGCAGUGCACGUUAAUGGCUCAAGCAAGCAUGCUGCAAUCAAGCCCUUUGAUCAGCUGUUCGCUCCACAUUCCAUUGAUCAAGUAAAUCCUCCAAGGAAUGUCACAGUUGAACUUGAAGAAACUUCUCUUUAUAUCCAAUGGGAGAAACCAGUUUCUGCCUUUCCAGUCCAUUGCUUUAACUACGAAUUGAAAAUUCACAACACAAAGAAUGGCUACUUUCAGAUGGAAAAACUGGCCACCAACAAAUUCAUCUCAAAAAUUGAUGAUGUUUCUACAUAUUCUAUUCAAGUGAGAGCAGUUGUGAGCUCAUCUUGCAGAGAAUCUGGAAGCUGGGGCGAGUGGAGUCAACCUAUUUAUGUGGGAAAGGAGAAGAAGCUCUUGGCAGAAUGGCAUCUCAUUGUGUUUCCAGCAACCGCCUGCUUUGUCUUGUUAAUUUUCUCACUCAUCUGCAGAGUGUGUCACAUAUGGAUCAAGCUAUUUCCACCAGUUCCAGCCCCUAAGAGCAACAUUAAAGAUCUUCUUGUGGUGACUGACUAUGAGAAAGCUGCUUGGAAUGAAACCAAAAUUGAAGUUGUAAGUUAUGUGGAAGAGGCUGGAUUUGAAGUCAUGGAAAACUCCAUAUUUUAAUGGCAUCGUGAUAUUCUGAAAAGAAUUCACAUAGGACUCCAUGAUAAAGGCAAGAACUGAUAUUUUUUGGCAACCAGGAAUUUCAAAUGAACACACAGCACACAAUUUGAUUGCGAGGCAACGAAUCCAGACACACGAGUCUCCAAUGUCUCAUCUCCUUAAGUGUACAAAUCUCAUCAAACCACCUGGCUCACAGCAGGACAAUGAACACAUCUGAGCAGGGCACCUCGUUUUCCCACCCACAGUAUAUAAAGUAUCACCCGGCCUGGUUAUGCAGGCCAGUCUUUGCAAUUUGCAUGACUUACUUUGAAUAUUUUGCACAGGAGACAGUUUUUCAAGCUAAUAUCACAUGUUAAUUUGGUUUGAGAUGCCAACAGUAGCACUUUUAGCUACAGUGAUGGGAAGAAACAGUGGAACCCAUCCAGAGUGAACCCAAUUACAGGACUGUCUUUCCCGCAGCAAGUGGAAGCUAUCAUUUCAUGGUGCUUUUCCCCUUCGAGUUCUAGAAUACUUCUUUCAGGAACUGAGUCUGUGUGUUGGGGUGUGGGAUGAAGCAAUGUGGAGCCAGAAACAAAGACUAUGUCCAGUUCCAUAUGCCUGUCUCAGGAAGCAUCCCAGCCAAAGUAACUAAAAAUGUGCACUAAGACAUCAUGACUGGGUCUAAGGAGAUGAAUGGCUCAGUUGGCCAAGUGCUUGGUGAAGAAGCAUAAGGACCUGAGACUGGUGACCCAGCCCCAAGGAAACAGCAACCAAACAGUGCAAGCAGCACGAGCCUCUGAUCCUAGUGUGGGCAAAACAAAGAUGAGAGGCUCCAUGGGCCCUGUUGGUCACUCUGGCCACAAAGAUGGGAUACUCCAUUGGAACUGAUGGUCACUCAGUGAGAGAUCCUGUCUCAAAAAAUUUAAUGUGGAAAGUUAUUGGGGAGAACCCCUGACACCGGCCUUUGGCCUAUAUGCACACGUACACACAUGAACACACACACACACACACAUACACUAAAAAUAUCAUGCCCCAUCAAGAGAGAAGACAGGAGUUUGUUGAAGGAUUACAUUUUUCAAGUUUUUCCUUGGUACUAUGGAAAUAAACAUUGAACAUAAUUCUGCUGUGAAGGUGAUUGCUAGAUCUAGAAUGUACUUCCAAAAGAGAUGUUUGAUGCAAGGGCCUUCAGGGCGACUUAUUGGUCAACUAGUUUUUGUUCAACCUUAUUCUCUUAAGUUAGGGUUUUCUAGAAGUCAUCUCAGUACACAUUAUAAUGGUAUAGAAAUGUAUUCUCUCAAUGUCUUCAUAUAUGAGGCCGUAUUUAUAAGUCUUUGCAAUGGGCAGUGGGCUUGAAGUAGAAGCAAGCACAAGUAUGCUCUGGGAGGAGGAAUAGUUAGUAGUAGACAGGACCCUAGUGGUACUGAUUUUACAUAGUUCUGAGGCAAGGAGCUUGAGACAAUGAAAGGAGAUGAUGGCACUUCAAAUCAACACCGUGGACCACUUUUUAAUACUUUAUAGAGCUGGUUUAGUUAGUUUAGAUACUCUGGGUGAGGUAUCCAAGGAGUACCCACUAUCUGUUACAUGGUUUUUCUGAUUUAGCAUAUAACCGGCUGAACAAUUAUGGACAUCUGCCAAUACUGGACUUCUCCGAGGGUCAGAACACACUAUAGCAGGUUUUCUGUGCUGUCUCUCUGGUCUUCACAAGUCUGUGCUCUGCCACAGUCAUAUGCAUUAUGGCCUUCAUAUUAAAGAUACAGGAAAUGGGGAUGAGAAAGGUCAAUAGCCAGGAAAGGGCACAGCAAUGAGCUGAAUAUCACACUCGGCAGACUGCAGUAACACAGAGGAGGCUAUCACAUAAAAGCUAAAGUUGGGGCCCUAGAGAGAUGGCUCAGUGGUUAAGAGCACUUAACUGUUCUUCCAGAGGUUUGUGUUUAAUUCUGAGCAACUGCAUGAUAGCUUACAACCAUCUGUAAUGGGAUCAGAUUCCUUCUUCUGGUGUGCAUGAAGACAUAGGUCAUAGAAUACAUGGAUAAAUAAAUCAAAAAAGAAAAAAAAGGAAAUGCUGAAGUUGGCUUUAGGGCUCAGACUAGGAAGUUGAGGCCCAUGGAAGUAUUACUAUCAUUGGAAAAAUUUGUAUUUGACCAACUAACUGGCCAAGAAUCUAUGAAAAAUGGUGCUAAAAGAAUCUCUAUAAAGGGAGUCAAGAAUGUGCAU
Alexandromys fortis (reed vole) is the source of this 3919-nucleotide messenger RNA. It is a transcript of the gene Il5ra, whose product is annotated as interleukin 5 receptor subunit alpha. The record is from RefSeq and is a predicted model, not a curated record. Gene Ontology annotation, biological process: cytokine-mediated signaling pathway. Bases 476 to 1726 code for a protein of 416 amino acids. The transcript is spliced from 13 exons. NCBI's taxonomy places the organism in Eukaryota, Metazoa, Chordata, Mammalia, Rodentia, Cricetidae. Gene Ontology annotation, cellular component: membrane; external side of plasma membrane. Gene Ontology annotation, molecular function: protein binding; cytokine receptor activity.